AAGGGCCAUAGCUUACGUGAGAAGCUUGCAGAAAUGGAAACCUUUAGAGAUAUCUUGUGUAGACAAGUUGAUACUUUGCAGAAAUAUUUUGAUGCCUGUGCAGAUGCAGUUUCCAAAGAUGAACUCCAGAGGGAUAAAGUGGUAGAAGAUGAUGAAGAUGAUUUCCCUGUGAUGCGUUCUGAUGGGGAUUUUUUGCAUAACAGUAACAGCAGUAAGGAAAAAUUGUUUCCACAUGUGGCACCCAAAGGAAUUAAUGGUAUAGACUUUAAAGGAGAAGCUAUAACUUUCAAGGCAACUACUGCUGGAAUCCUUGCUACACUCUCUCAUUGUAUUGAACUCAUGGUAAAAUGUGAAGAAAGCUGGCAAAAAAGACUAGAUAAG
Acanthisitta chloris (rifleman) is the source of this 381-nucleotide messenger RNA. RefSeq names its product collagen type IV alpha-3-binding protein-like. The record is from RefSeq and is a predicted model, not a curated record. Lineage: Eukaryota; Metazoa; Chordata; Aves; Passeriformes; Acanthisittidae. The transcript has 3 exons. The annotation marks the transcript as partial.